UUGUGGAUUUGAUCAAGAGACUCGAAAAAAAUGUGAGAACUGAGAAGUAAAGAGCAGAAAAGAUCAGAACUCUUUUUUGGGAAGAAAAUAUGAGAGCCACAACAAUUCAAUAAUUCAGAUGGGGAUAAGGGUUCAAGAAUUUGUUUCCACAAAAAAAAAAAAUUUUGUGGUAUCUUUACUAGCUCUCUAUCAUAACACAUAGCCAUGGAGUCAUGUGCAGAGGCUACACAGCGGAUUGCUAGGAUAUCAGCUCAUCUCCUCCCUCCCAAUUUCCAGAUGGAGGGAAGUUCUGUUCUGAAGAGGGCUGAUUGCCGGGCUAAAGGAGGGGCACCUGGGUUCAAGGUGGCUAUUUUGGGUGCUGCUGGAGGCAUUGGCCAACCUCUUGCUAUGCUAAUGAAGAUGAACCCUUUGGUCUCAGUUCUUCAUCUCUAUGAUGUUGUGAAUACACCUGGUGUUACUGCCGAUAUUAGCCACAUGGACACUGGUGCUGUGGUUCGUGGUUUCCUAGGGCAGCCACAACUUGAGAAUGCUCUUACAGGCAUGGAUCUUGUAAUCAUACCUGCUGGUGUUCCAAGGAAGCCAGGAAUGACUAGGGAUGAUCUUUUCAACAUCAAUGCUGGGAUUGUCAGAACCCUUUGUGAAGGAAUUGCCAAGUCCUGCCCCAAAGCAAUUGUCAAUUUGAUCAGUAAUCCAGUUAAUUCUACAGUUCCAAUUGCAGCUGAGGUUUUCAAGAAAGCCGGGACUUAUGACCCAAAGCGACUUUUGGGAGUUACAAUGCUUGAUGUUGUGAGAGCAAACACUUUUGUGGCAGAAGUUCUGGGACUUGAUCCUAGGGAAGUUGACGUUCCAGUUGUUGGAGGCCAUGCAGGAGUUACAAUUUUACCCCUUUUGUCGCAGGUUAAGCCUCCUUGCUCCUUCACGCCGGAAGAAACUGAAUACCUGACCAAACGUAUUCAAGAUGGUGGAACAGAAGUUGUUCAGGCAAAAGCUGGGAUCGGCUCGGCAACACUGUCAAUGGCAUAUGCAGCUGUUAAAUUUGCAGAUGCGUGCCUUCGUGGCUUGAGAGGAGAUGCUGGUGUUGUGGAAUGCUCUUUUGUAGCUUCUGAGGUGACAGAACUCCCUUUCUUCGCAACAAAGGUACGACUUGGUCGUAAUGGAGCUGAGGAAAUCUUUCAACUUGGCCCCCUUAACGAGUAUGAGAGAAUUGGGUUGGAAAAGGCGAAGAAAGAGUUGGAAGCAAGCAUUCAGAAAGGAGUUUCCUUUAUCAGGAAAUAGUUUCAUAUUCAAGGAAAAGCUUAUCAUGUAAAUUUAUCGAGUGCUUGUAGGGAACUUGUAUGAUUUUGUUUAAAAACGGAAAUCCUCUUUAUAA
Molecule: messenger RNA, 1369 nt
Organism: Hevea brasiliensis (rubber tree)
Lineage: Eukaryota; Viridiplantae; Streptophyta; Magnoliopsida; Malpighiales; Euphorbiaceae
Product: malate dehydrogenase, glyoxysomal
Exons: 10
Coding region: 205-1275 (356 amino acids)
Biological process (GO): tricarboxylic acid cycle; malate metabolic process
Cellular component (GO): cytoplasm; chloroplast
Molecular function (GO): L-malate dehydrogenase (NAD+) activity
Source: RefSeq, a predicted model, not a curated record